AUGAAUGUAACGGUUGAAUACAGGUCAGAAGUUAGAGAGGGCCAAACUGUGGACCUGACUUGCUCCAGCGAUGCUAACCCUCCUGCUAGCAGCUACGAGUGGCRGAAUGAAACCGGUGCACGGCUUUACCAGGGAAACCUCUACAUCCUGCCGAAAGUUAGCAGACAUUUAGGARCGCUGUACUGCACUGCCAUCAACGAAGAGGGUCGAGACACUUCAGSCCCCGUACGCCUCAACGUGUUGUACGCUCCUGAGAUUAGCCACAAGUCUUCGUGCUUCUCGGAGGCCGACUGGGUGAAGUGCAAGUGUGUCGUGGACUCCAAUCCUCCCAGCGCAGUCAGUUUUAAGCUCGGUGACAAAAUUCUGCCGGGCCCCGCAAAAAUUGAGAAUGGUUCUUAUACCAUCACGGGUCAGUGGGCAGAGUUUGAGUCCUUCGAGUUUGUGUACUGUUGGGCAAAGAACACGCAGGGCAGUGCCACACUCUCACUGCCUUUACAGGCCGAGGACAUGAGUUUAAUUAUCUUCAUUGCCGCUGGAGCAGGAGGGUUCUUGGUGCUACUUUUAAUAGCAGUUGGAGUUUUUCUAAAAUGGGGGAGGUCUAGAAACACAGCAGAGUCUGAUUUGAGCACCAUAAUGACAGAACGAGCUCAGAGCUCAACAACCACAUGCGUAGAGAAAUACAGUGAUGUCACAUGUUCUGGAACUGAUGCUGAUGCUGAUCAUUUUUAUGGCAACGUUGGGACUGACUUGGAUGAUCAAAUUUAUGCAAAUGUCUGAAAGUAUCACUGGUUUGUGUGGGGAUGAAAAGGAAAGAAAAUUACACAUUUUCUGUAAAUAAAAUCUAAAUAUCAUUUAACUUUUAAAUGAAUUUACCCUUUAAAUGCUGUUCAAGACUGCUCCAUUUACAACCUUUGCUUGCCUUUUAUCUACAUAUAUGACCAGGAAACUGAUGAAAUACCUGUAAAUGUGUUUGUUAACAUUUUUUUUGUAUCCUGUACGGGUUUUCCACUUACAACACAAAUUAUUCUACCCUUUGAGUUUCCUCUUUUUUGGGGAAUGGUUGCAAUAUCAGCUCAGCAAAUUAGGAAAUAAAGUUUUUACUUAGAAAAUAAAACUCUGUGAUGAAAACAUGUAACGCCAAAGAGGCUGAUUUAAGUGUAAUAUGUUAUUAUAUAAAAUAUGGAGAUUAUUUUUUA
Molecule: messenger RNA, 1196 nt
Organism: Austrofundulus limnaeus
Lineage: Eukaryota; Metazoa; Chordata; Actinopteri; Cyprinodontiformes; Rivulidae
Product: B-cell receptor CD22
Exons: 6
Coding region: 1-777 (258 amino acids)
Source: RefSeq, a predicted model, not a curated record